GCCAUUCACAUGAGGCAGCAGAAGCCAUAAAUCAAUCAUUCAAAAUAAAUCAUAAACCGCUUUUUCCUGCACAACAUCACUGCCACACGUUCACUCUCUGAUUGGCUUCUCUUUUAAAGUGUUGGGAAUGUUCUGCCAAUAAACCUCUGACCACAACUAUGUUGGCUCCCCAGCAGUACUCAUAAACCAGAACAGCCAUGUCUGAGGGACCGAAAAAGACAAAGUACUCAGCAACCCGCAGGUUACUGCUGAAGCAAAAACUACUGAAGAAAGCUGGGGUCUUGCUGGUCCAGGAGCAAAGCAACAAGGUGACAGAGAGGGAGAGCACCUUGAACGAGAGAGUACCACCGCUGAAACUCUCCGGCCUAUCUGUGCAAGAGCUUCAGGAGCUCUGUAAGGAACUGCACAAGAAAUGUGACACAGUGGACGAGGCACGAUACGAUAUCGAAGCCAAAGUACUCAAGAAUGAGAAAGAGCUCGCGGACCUGAAUGCAAAGAUCACCGAGCUGAAGGGGGGGAAGCGACCUAACCUCAAGAGGGUCAAGAAGUCUGCCGAUGCUAUGCUGGGGGCUCUGACUGAGGCCAAACUCAGCUCCAAGUCAGACUUUAAGUCCAACCUGAAGACAGUCAAGAAGGACAAGAAGGAAGAGGAGAAAGCAGACCCGGGUGACUGGCGUAAGAAUGUGGAGUCCAUGUCUGGAAUGGAGGGCAGGAAGAAGCUUUUCAAUAGCUGAAACAGUUGAAAUACACUGGCUCUGUAGAGAUCUGUGGCUGCAUUACCUGAUUGUUUACUAAUUCAUAUUUAGGAUUUUCAUGAAAAUAUAUUUUUGCAGUGAGAUUGUGUGUUUUCGGAGAAAAGUAUGAAGUGUGAUGGUAUUUUACACUAAAGACUAUGGGAACUAUUUCGACUGUGGGAACUAAUCAAUAUUUUUAUUAAAAACGAUUUAGUGUUG
Molecule: messenger RNA, 953 nt
Organism: Salvelinus sp. IW2-2015
Lineage: Eukaryota; Metazoa; Chordata; Actinopteri; Salmoniformes; Salmonidae
Source: RefSeq, a predicted model, not a curated record